Molecule: messenger RNA, 651 nt
Organism: Echinops telfairi (small Madagascar hedgehog)
Lineage: Eukaryota; Metazoa; Chordata; Mammalia; Afrosoricida; Tenrecidae
Gene: LSM8
Product: LSM8 homolog, U6 small nuclear RNA associated
Exons: 4
Coding region: 85-375 (96 amino acids)
Biological process (GO): mRNA splicing, via spliceosome
Cellular component (GO): precatalytic spliceosome; U4/U6 x U5 tri-snRNP complex; U6 snRNP
Molecular function (GO): RNA binding
Source: RefSeq, a predicted model, not a curated record
CUCUGUGGCCGGCUGGUGGCGGGUCCUUUAGGCUCCCGUUGUUGCUGGCGCUGCCGUGCGCCCUGAGCUCCCGGGCCGAACAUCAUGACGUCCGCUUUGGAGAACUACAUCAACCGAACUGUUGCUGUCAUUACUUCUGAUGGGCGAAUGAUUGUGGGAACUCUGAAAGGUUUUGACCAGACCAUUAAUUUGAUUUUGGAUGAAAGCCACGAACGAGUAUUCAGCUCUUCACAGGGAGUAGAACAAGUGGUUCUAGGAUUGUACAUUGUUAGAGGUGACAAUGUUGCAGUCAUUGGAGAGAUUGAUGAAGAGACAGAUUCUGCACUGGAUUUGGGGAAUAUCAGAGCAGAACCUCUAAACUCCGUCGUGCAUUAAGGAAAAUGAUGCCUGGCCGUCUGUAAAUCUUUGUACAGAAGCUGAUUGUUCUGAAGUAGAUGUGCAGGAUUUUAAUGAAUGUGUACUUGUGAAUUUUGACUCAUUGGUUCAUUGUAAUAUGAUAAUGUAAAUUAAAAUAUUUCUACAUUUUGCUGAAAAAAUUUGUGCAUGGGUGUGUGGUUUAAAUUGUAAAUUUGAUAGCCUGAUUUUUUUUUAUUCAGUAUUGUGAGAAUAUAAUUUCUUUGGGAAAUUUUAGAAUAAAUCUGUACUACCUGA